Molecule: messenger RNA, 1664 nt
Organism: Neltuma alba
Lineage: Eukaryota; Viridiplantae; Streptophyta; Magnoliopsida; Fabales; Fabaceae
Product: mechanosensitive ion channel protein 1, mitochondrial-like
Exons: 6
Coding region: 1-1335 (444 amino acids)
Biological process (GO): transmembrane transport
Cellular component (GO): membrane
Source: RefSeq, a predicted model, not a curated record
AUGAACCUCGCAAGAACUGUUGAUUGCAUUCAUGCAAUAAUUCCGGGUAAUCCAUCCAGUCAAGCCUAUUCCAAAGGAGAGUUACAGUUGCCUGAAAUUUUUUCCAAGAACCAGGGUAGAACUUUGGCUUCUGAAAACAUCACCCUCUUCAAUACCAAACCCAAUGCCUCUCUUUCCCCUAAAUUUCCCUGUUUCAUUUGUUUCCAUCAUUCGUAUUCACCAUCUUUGAGGGACAAAAGAGGUAGGGAUGGGAACACUAAUUUUCCAUUUGAUAAAAUCAAAGAUGUUUGGAAGAAUGCGGUAGAGAAAGUGACUCAUUGUGCAGAAAAGGUUGAAGAAGCCUCCGAUGAGUUUAGUCUAUAUGUUCAACAGUUUCUCGACUCACAUCCAUAUCUUUAUAACAUGGUUAUUCCAGUAGGUGGUACACUGGCAGCCGCUAUAAUAGCAUGGAUUGUGAUGCCUCGGAUUUUAAGGAAACUCCACAGAUAUUCAAAGCGAAGUCCUGCUGCAAUACUUCUGGAGGGAAGCAUAUCUGGGGAACGAGUUCCUUAUGAGAAAAGCUUUUGGGGUGCUUUGGAGGAUCCAGUGCGAUAUUUGGUUACCUUCAUGGCAUUCUGGCAGAUUUGUGUAAUGGUAGCUCCAACAACUUUAGCCUCGCACCUUGGACAGGCUUGGAGGGGUGCGGUGAUCCUUUCAUUUGUGUGGUUUUUGCAUCAAUGGAAAACAAAUACGUUAGGACACAUUGCGUCUGGUCAAAGUUUUCUUGGGCUUGGUCAAGAUAAAUUGCUUGCCCUAGACAAAGUCUCAUCUGUUGGUCUAUUUGUGAUUGGCAUAAUGGCUUUGGCUGAGGCUUGCGGUGUUGCUGUACAAUCUAUUGUAACUGUUGGUGGUAUUGGAGGAGUUGCCACCGCUUUUGCUACCAGGGACAUCCUUGGCAAUGUAUUUAGUGGGCUGUCUAUGCAGUUUUCAGAGCCCUUUACAGUUGGAGAUAAAAUAAAAGCUGGCACGGUAGAGGGUGAAGUGGUGGAAAUGGGACUUACAACUACAUCAUUGCUGAAUGCUGACAAGUUCCCCGUUGUAGUGCCAAACUCACUUUUUUCCAGCCAGGUGAUAGUGAAUAUGUCCCGUGCUGAAUAUUGCGCCAUCACAUCUAAAAUUCCUCUGGGGAUUGGUGAUUUCAGUAUAAUUCCCAGGAUAUCAGAUGAUAUAAAGAGCAUGCUAAAAACAAAGGAAGUGGUUUUCUUAGGAAAAGAGGCCCCUUACUGUUAUCUGUCACGCAUUGAAUGUUCAUUUGCACAAUUGACUAUUGGAUACAACAUCAAGUACAUGAGAUGAUGAGAUGUAUAGUGCAGAACAAGAUAUACUGAUGGAAGUUGUAGAGAUUAUUAGGAAGCAUGGUGGUCAACUUGGCCGCCCUCGGCGUCAGAUGUCUUAUGAUUACGAGUAACCUUUCAAGAAAUUUGUAAAUGCAGACCAGUCUUUACUCGCUUUCUUCCUGCUUGACUUUGAUGAUGGAAGGUAGAAGCCAAGAUUUCAAGACUUGGUGCCUCUGAUACUUGGGAUAUGUAAUAAAGACAAUAACUUGGUAAAAUUUUCAGAUAAAAAUAUUUCUGUAGGUUUAUUAAAUUAAAGGGGUAGGAUAAAAGAUUACAUGUUUGUGCAAA